AAUUUGAUUAUCGUUAGGCUUCGGUUGCACAUUUCCGUUGCUGGGGAGUAACGUGGAAAACACUCCCCACUUUCCACUAGACACGGUCAAAGAAAGCUUUAUCCACUAACAGAAAUACAGGAUUGCUGAAUGUAUAGCAUAAAGCAAAGCACCGUGUGAUUUUUCACGUCUCCUACAGAUAAUUACUAAAAAGGUAACAAUACUCACACGAAGACAAACUCUACACGGAACUAUUUCAUGCGACACAAGGGAUUAAUGGCUGCAGUCAAUGUACGGAUCUGAGUACCCUUCUCAUUGUUUACAUUUUGAAAUGGUAUGUUCCGUGUGAUUUUGAGACUGUCAUUAACACAGGAUCACACCUAACGCAAAAAGGAGGAUAAAUGUCAUCAAAGUAAUGCGGGAAUAUUUUUUCUGAGACCGUAUAAAGUCGAGAAGCGGUGAACUAGCUCCGUGUGCUAACUAUCCCAGCUCCAUCUUUACUGUUUGGCCAAAUUCAAGGAUGGCAAGUUAGUUUUGGUUAGUCUUGGCCGCUCUCCUGCUUUGUCAAGGACAACCAGAUGACUGAGGGGGUAUAGUGCCAGGUCAGCCUAAAGGCCAGACGAAAUCUUCAUCUGAGGAACGUUGAAGGUGCACAAUGUUCAGUGUGCCCCAAAGCUCCAAGUCCGAGUUCCUGGACAAAGCCAGGCAGGCCAGGGAGGAAAGGAAAGGACAGAAGGAGAAGGAAAGAGCAGCCACCCAGAUUCAAUCUCUGAUCAGGAGGUUUCUCUGUCGCUGCAGACUCCAGAAGCAAAUAAGGAAAGAAGUUGAUGAGUAUUUUCAAGCAUCUGAAACUGGAACAUCAAAAAGAAAUGCACUUUCUAUAUUUAAAAUUGCUCGGAAAUUACUAUACAUAUAUCGCCAGGAAGAUAAGAUGAGGUUUGAGAAGCUUUGUCGUGCUAUUCUUGCCAGCAUGGAGGUUGAAAAUGAACCUAAAGUCUGGUAUGUGUCCUUGGCACUCUCCAAAGACCUCACCAUUCCUUGGCUAAAGCAAAUAAAAGAUGUGCUGUGGACCUGCUGUCAGUUACUGAAAGGUUUAAAGCCUGACAUACUUCAAGAUAACAAACUGGUGACUCUAUACCUCACCAUGCUGGUGACCUUCACGGACACUUCCACUUGGCGGAUAGUCAGAGGGAAGGGAGAAGCUCUCAGACCGGCUCUGACAAGGAUUUGUGAGAACAUCAUGGGCCAUUUAAAUCAAAAGGGAUUCUAUUCAGUACUGCAGAUCUUGCUGACUAAUGGCUUGGCUCGUUCUAAACCAUCUCUCUCCAAAGGCACCCUCACAGCUAUCUUCUCUUUGUCAUUAAGGCCAGUUGUUGCUGCUCACUUUUCCGAUAACCUGCUGAGAUCAUUCCUUAUUCACAUCAUGUCGGUUCCAGCUGUUGUAUCUCACCUCAGUGUGCUUACUCCAGAGUGUAUGGCAACUAUCCAGACCCACGACCUCCUGAGAAAGUUUAUUUUGUUUCUCAGCAGGGAAGAACAGUGUUCCGACAUCUGUGUGUGUCUCGAAGGGAGCCACACACUCUGCUUACUUGGCAACCUGAUUCACCUGGGUUACCUUAAUGAGAAAGUCCUUGAAGAGGAGGCAAGCCAUUUUGUGAAGGACCUGACUGACAUGCUGUCUUACUGUCAGAGAUAUGUCUCCCAGAAGAAGUCCAACCUGACCCACUGGCACCCUGUCUUGGGCUGGUUCUCACAAACUGUAGACUACGGUCUGAAUGAGUCAAUGCCGCUGGUCACUAAACAACUCCAGUACCUGUGGAGUGUUUCUUUCAUUCGAACACUCUUCAGUGAUGUCCUCUCCAAAAAGCUGGAGAGUCAGGAGCCGACUCCUCCCCCACCACAACCUAGCACCUCACAGAACAAUCUACCAGUAAAAAACCUCUUCAAGCGAGCAUUUCAAAAGUCAGCUUCUGUGAGAAACAUCCUGAAACCUGUUGGAGGCAAGAGAGUUGACUCAGCAGAAGUUCAGAAGGUGUGCAGCAUCUGCGUGCUCUAUCAGACUGCUCUGUCCACACUGACGCAGAUACGCCUGCAGAUACUCACUGGUCUGACUCAUCUUGAUGACCUUUUACCCAAACUCUGGGCCUUCAUCUGUGAACUUGGUCCUCAGGGAGGGCUCAAACUCUUUAUGGAGUGUCUGAACAAUGACACCGAUGAGUCCAAGCAGCUCCUGGCCAUGCUCAUGCUCUUCUGUGACUGCUCACGACACCUCAUCACAAUUCUUGAUGACAUUGAAGUAUAUGAGGAACAAACAUCUUUUAAGAUCGAGGAGCUCCUCACUAUCUCUUCAUUUUUGAACACAUUUGUGUAUAAGAUGAUAUGGGACGGCAUCUUAGAAAAUGCGAAGGGUGAGAAGCUGGAGUUGUUUCACAGCGUUCAUGGCUGGUUGAUGGUGCUUUAUGAACGGGACUGCAGAAGAAGGUUCACCCCUGAUGACCACUGGCUGCGCAAGGACCUGAAGCCCAGCCUGCUUUUCCAAGAGCUGGAGAAGGGCAAGAAGAGGGCCCAGUUCUUAUUGCAGUACAUCCCACAUGUCAUACCACAUAAAAACAGAGUGCUGCUGUUCAGAAACAUCGUUACAAAGGAAAAGGAAACUUUAGGGCUGGUGGAAACGAGCUCUGCUUCACCUCACGUCACCCACAUCACCAUCCGUCGCUCACGGAUGUUGGAGGAUGGAUACGAUCAGCUCCGUCGGCUACCGGUGAAUUCCAUUAAAGGUGUCAUACGCGUGAAGUUUGUUAACGACCUGGGAGUGGAUGAGGCCGGUAUCGACCAGGAUGGCGUCUUCAAAGAGUUUCUAGAGGAGAUCAUAAAGAAAGUUUUCAAUCCUGCCCUAAACCUCUUCAAGACUACAAGUGGAAAUGAGAGGCUUUAUCCUUCACCCACAUCCUACAUUCACGAGAACCACUUGCAGCUGUUUGAGUUUGUGGGGAAGAUGCUUGGGAAAGCUGUUUAUGAGGGCAUUGUUGUGGACGUUCCUUUCGCCUCCUUCUUCCUCAGUCAAGUCUUGGGUCAUCACCACAGCACUUUCUACAGCUCUAUUGAUGAGCUUCCCUCACUGGAUUCCGAGUUUUACAAGAACCUUACUUCCAUCAAGCGCUAUGAUGGAGAUGUAGGUGAUCUAGGACUCACGUUAUCCUAUGAUGAGGAUGUAAUGGGGCAGCUUGUCUGCCAUGAGUUGAUACCAGGGGGCAAAACUAUGCCAGUCACCAAUGAAAACAAGAUCAGCUACAUCCACUUAAUGGCUCACUUCCGGAUGCACACACAGAUUAAAGAGCAAACUGCAGCUUUUAUCCGGGGCUUCCGCAGCAUCAUUAACCCAGAGUGGCUACACAUGUUUUCCACACCUGAGGUUCAGCGUCUUGUCUCAGGAGACAAUGCUGAGAUCGAUUUAGACGACCUCAAGAAACAUACUGUGUACUAUGGAGGUUUUCACAGCAGCCACCGAGUCAUCAUCUGGCUCUGGGACAUCCUGUCCAGUGACUUCAAUGCGGAGGAGAGAGCCAUGUUCCUUAAGUUUGUUACAAGCUGCUCCAGGCCUCCUCUUCUAGGUUUUGCCUACCUCAAACCACCUUUCUCCAUUCGUUGUGUGGAAGUAUCGGAUGACCAGGACACUGGAGACACCCUCGGCAGUGUCCUCAGGGGCUUUUUUACGAUUCGCAAGAAGGAACCAGGCGGUCGCCUUCCCACCUCCUCAACAUGCUUCAACCUGCUGAAGCUGCCCAACUACAGUAAGAAGAGCAUCCUGAGGGACAAACUACGCUACGCGAUCAGUAUGAACACAGGCUUCGAGCUUUCCUAACUCCGUUACGUUGGGUCAUCCUGCACAGGAUGAUUGUUAAGCAGCCUGAACCAAGCAAGAGGCUCGGCUCACCUGUAAUGGAGCCUGGCACAUCAAAGGGGCAUCACCCAAAUAAAAUGGGAAACAUGAAGGAAUUACAAACUGGACGAGCUGUGAUUAACUCACCUCCUCACACGGGCAUGCUGUCUGUGCAGCACAGUCCAGUUUUAAUCAUCUCCCACGGCCACUCCAGAAAUUGGACGAGAUAUAUUUAACUUGCUGAAAACCACACAUUUCUGUAUGUUGUGAACAGAUACAUUCUUGGAUCUAACACUCCGUGUUUUAAGAGAACUGGAAAGCAAUACAGAUGCAAUGCAAGCCACUAGACACGUGGCCGACUCUCUCACCUGAAACCAAGUGAUCCUUUGCUAACAUACUUAAGCUCGGACUCCAGUACACAAGCGGCAUCUAGGUGACCAUGGAUGAGUUCUGAAUGAAAUGCAUUUUUCCUAAACGGAAGACCAAUCAGUGUCACGUGUUCAACCUCUAUGAGGGAGGAGAGAGCAGUUCCAUUGUCCCAUUCAAGAAGAAAUCAUCAUGACCACGCAAAAUUUGCAUAUUUUAAUUCAUUUUAAAUGUGCGUCUGCCUCACUUAACAUGGAAACAAAUCUAUAGGUUGACCUAAUAUUGUUAUUGACUAAUGUCUUUGCUGUAGCCUCUUUUACCAACUAGACAUUUAAAAAAAAAAAAAACUGGAAAUGCUCUUUGCCUGUUCAGAUCUGCCAGGACUAAUCUGACCUUUGCUCUUGUCAGAUCACAACUUUUCUUCAUUCCAAAAAUAUAGAAUCACCCAGUAAUGUCCAAUAAGUGAUGCUAUAGUCUUUUACCUAAAACUGAUAAACUCAUCAAACCUUUGAAUAAUGCAGAGUGCCUCAUGUGUUGCCAUUGUCCCCAUCACAUCCCACUGCUUUCAGCUGUAACUGGUGAUCACUUAUAUUGGAAACAAGCCAUAGAAACAGGGGCUACGUACCAGGAGCUUUACUCUGCUCCUGCUAACAAAACAAAGAAACCCAACCACUGUAUUGUUGUUACUACUACUACUAUUACUACUACAAGUACUACUACUACUACUACUACUAUGACUACAACCGAAGAAGGUUUGACUAUAGCGCCCUCUGAUCUCUGUGGACUUUUCAAGCCAUGCAUAAAAGAUGUUUUAAAGCCUCUCAACAUGAUGUCAUGGGCCGGUUUGUCAACCUGAUGUGACUGGUUGAUCUGAUGUUCAUCGGGAUUGAUACCUUGUGCAUGUGUUUGUGUCUGUUGGGGAAAGGGAGAUGAGGAUGAAUGUUACCUAAUAAGCAUAAUUAAUAGUUAACAGGGUUCAGUUGUGUCAUAACUUUUACGAACUUAAUCAUCUAAUGGAGCAACUGCAACUUUCAAAAGACUUAAAAAAAGACAUACAAUUUUUACCAGGUUCUUUAUUAUGCAAAAACGUUUCUCUCAUGAAUGAGUAGAGAUACUUUUGUUAACAAGUAAUCCAAACUAUACCUGCUCAUCUUUGUUUUAAACUAGUAUUGGACACUAACUUGUGUAAGAACAACAAAGAAAGUUUACUCACGAGGUGAACUUACUUCGAAACGGGCGAAUCAGUCGGAAGGACCAUGUAACGCACGUCCUCCUUUAAAUCUGCUGAAGCAAGAAGCGCACUACGCUGAGCGCGUGUUCGUGCGAUGAACGAUACCUCACAAGCUCGUCUGUCUCCCGAUGAGGUCACUCAUCUGUUUCAAAUGAUGUCAAGAGUGGAGUUUGGACUGCUGACGCUGACUUUGGAUGUCCGUUCCUUUAGUACAAUAUGACGAUGAUGAUGAUGAUGAUAAUAAAACCACCUUCCUGUGAAAGUG
This is a messenger RNA of Betta splendens (Siamese fighting fish), 5721 nucleotides long. It is a transcript of the gene ube3b, whose product is annotated as ubiquitin protein ligase E3B. Gene Ontology annotation, biological process: protein polyubiquitination; ubiquitin-dependent protein catabolic process. The record is from RefSeq and is a predicted model, not a curated record. Bases 635 to 3841 code for a protein of 1068 amino acids. Lineage: Eukaryota; Metazoa; Chordata; Actinopteri; Anabantiformes; Osphronemidae. Gene Ontology annotation, molecular function: ubiquitin protein ligase activity; protein binding. The transcript has 27 exons.